Molecule: messenger RNA, 2028 nt
Organism: Metschnikowia bicuspidata var. bicuspidata NRRL YB-4993
Lineage: Eukaryota; Fungi; Ascomycota; Pichiomycetes; Serinales; Metschnikowiaceae
Gene: ILV2
Product: acetolactate synthase catalytic subunit
Exons: 1
Coding region: 1-2028 (675 amino acids)
Biological process (GO): L-valine biosynthetic process
Cellular component (GO): mitochondrion; acetolactate synthase complex
Molecular function (GO): flavin adenine dinucleotide binding; thiamine pyrophosphate binding; magnesium ion binding
Source: RefSeq, a predicted model, not a curated record
AUGCUCCGCGGCAUAAGAUCAAACCCAGCAGCCUUUGCUGCUCGUCUGAAGCCAGUUGCAAUCGCCUUUGCCAGACUGGCCAGAUUAAUCAGCACAACCAAAAGCAAAAAGGCCGUCAACAGCCAUACUUCGCUGGAAAACAGAAGACCACAGCCAGCUCCUUCUUUUGACCAGGGACCUGAGAUUGCCAAAAAGCCAACGGCGCAAGCCAAUGACAUGGAUGACUCUUUCAUUGGCUUGACUGGUGGUGAGAUUUUCCAUGAGAUGAUGUUGAGACACCAGGUCGACACUGUUUUUGGAUACGCCGGUGGCGCCAUUUUACCGGUUUUCGAUGCCAUUUACAACUCGGACAAAUUCAAGUUUGUGUUGCCAAGACACGAGCAAGGUGCCGGACAUAUGGCAGAAGGCUAUGCUAGAGCCACGGGUAAGCCCGGCGUUGUAUUGGUCACCUCCGGUCCAGGUGCCACCAAUGUUGUCACUCCUAUGCAAGACGCCUUGAUGGAUGGUGUGCCUUUGGUUGUUUUCACUGGACAGGUGGUCACCACGUCCAUUGGUACGGACGCUUUCCAGGAAGCCGAUGUCAUUGGCAUUUCCAGACCUUGUACCAAAUGGAACGUGAUGGUCAAGAAUGUGGCUGAACUUCCAAAGAGAAUCAACGAGGCUUUCGAGAUCGCCACCUCCGGCAGACCAGGCCCCGUUUUGGUUGAUUUGCCCAAAGACGUCACUGCUUCCAUCUUGAGAGAAGCCAUUCCAAUCAACACCACCUUGCCAUCCAACGCGUUGUCUCAAAUCACGAAACGCUUCACUGCCAAGUUCACCACGGAGGCCAUUGAGCGCUCCGCCAACCUCCUUAAUAAGGCCAAGAAGCCUGUGCUCUAUGUUGGAGCUGGUAUUCUCAACAGCCCAAAAGGCCCCGAGUUGCUCAAAGAGUUGGCCGACAAGGCGAACAUUCCCGUCACCACCACCAUUCAAGGUUUGGGUGCCUUCGACCAGAAGGAUGAGAAGUCCUUGGACUUCUUGGGUAUGCACGGAAGCGCUGCUGCCAAUACUGCCAUGCAAAACGCCGACUUGAUCAUCGCUCUCGGAGCGAGAUUCGAUGACAGAGUCACGGGUAACGUUAGCUUGUUUGCGCCUGCUGCCAAGCUUGCCGCCGAGCAGGGCAAGGGUGGUAUUAUCCACUUCGAGAUCAGUCCCAAAAACAUCAACAAGGUCGUUGAGGCCACCGAGGCUGUCGAGGGUGAUGUCACCCGCAACUUGGCUUCUUUCAUUCCAUUAGUCAAGGAGGUGAAGGAGAGAAAAGAGUGGAUGGGCCAAAUUAAGGCCUGGAAGGAGCAGUACCCAUACAGCUACAUGUUGGAGACCCCAGGCUCGCGCAUCAAGCCCCAGACCUUGAUCAGAGAAAUCUCGGACCAAUCACAGACUUACGACAAAGAAGUCAUCGUUACAACUGGUGUCGGCCAGCACCAAAUGUGGGCCGCUCAACACUUUUUGUGGAGAAAGCCAAGAACUUUCAUCACUUCCGGUGGCUUGGGAACCAUGGGCUACGGAUUGCCUGCUGCGAUUGGAGCCCAGAUCGGUAAACCAGAUGCGUUCGUCAUCGACAUUGAUGGAGAUGCUUCCUUCAACAUGACCCUCAUGGAGUUGUCGUCUGCAGUGCAGGCAAACGCCCCUGUCAAGAUAUGUGUCUUGAACAAUGAAGAGCAAGGUAUGGUCACUCAAUGGCAGUCUCUCUUCUACGAUCACAGAUACUCGCACACUCAUCAAUCCAAUCCUGACUUCAUGAAGUUGGCAGAGGCAAUGGGUGUUAAGGGUAUCAGAGUUUCCAAGCAAGAGGAAAUGAAGGCCGGCGUCAAGGAGUUCUUGGACUGCACAGGCCCGGUCUUGAUGGAGGUUGUUGUUGAGAAGAAGGUGCCUGUUUUGCCAAUGGUUCCCGGUGGUAAGGCUUUGGACGACUUCAUUGUCUACGAUGCUGAGGUUGAGAGACAAGAGAAGGAGUUGAGACGCGAGAGAACCGGUGGUAAGCAUUAA